Messenger RNA from Mycena citricolor, 562 nucleotides. Lineage: Eukaryota; Fungi; Basidiomycota; Agaricomycetes; Agaricales; Mycenaceae. The record is from the annotation of a GenBank genome assembly.
CUAUGCCGACUCAUACGCCCAUUUUGGCAUCCACGAGGAGAUGUUGAAAGACUCUGUCCGCACGGGAUCGUACCGUUCUGCGAUCGUGAACAAUGCCCAUCUCUUCAAGGGAAAGACCGUCUUAGAUGUCGGCUGUGGAACUGGUAUCCUGAGCAUGUUUGCUGCCAAGGCUGGCGCGAAGCAUGUCGUUGGUAUCGAUAUGUCCAACAUUCUUGAUCAAGCCCAAAAAAUAAUUGAAGCCAAUGGCUUCAAAGAUACGAUCACUCUCGUCAAGGGGAAACUGGAAGAUGUCGAGCUGCCGAUCCAAGAAUUUGAUAUUAUCAUCUCGGAGUGGAUGGGAUAUUUCCUUUUGUAUGAGUCCAUGCUCGACACCGUUCUUUUGGCGCGCGACAAGUACCUCAAGAAGGACGGAUUGAUAUUCCCGGACACUGCUACACUCUACAUGGCAGCUAUAGAGGAUCAGGAUUAUAAGGAGGAAAAGAUCAAUUGUGCGCAUGGUCUCCUAGCGGCUCAAUUGUCCUGUCCUGAUGAUCCAAAGUCUGGGACAACGUUUACGGGUUCG